AUGCCCAACACAGAAGAAGCUUUGGCGAUAGCCAGUGCCAAUGCCAAUACCAAACCCCCUCCUGAUUCUCAACCAGGUAAAGCACCACCACGACUGAAGCGACUGGCGUCCAAACCACUCAAAAUGGCAGCGUCCACCUUCAGAUCAUCUAGACCUCCCUCACCAGGUCCAUCAGCUACCACUACCACCCUCGUAUCGUCAGAUUCAGUAUCGAGCGAUACGAAAUCCGGUAGGUUUAGUAGAAGGAAAUCAUCAAAGCAUCAACAUCAACCUAUAUCACAAGGUAUGACAGCUGCACAGAUUGCUUCUGCUGCUCGAGGACCCCGAAAACCUCUGGAAGGUGAAGAACCCGCUGUAUACCUCAGAGUUAGAGUGGUCAACGCUAAGGGGUUAGUAGCUAAAGAUAGAGGUGGAACUUCUGAUCCAUUCCUCACUUUGCUCAUGCCUCCUUCCUCUCGACAUUCAACCAAAGUAAUCAAGAAAUCUCUCGACCCUACUUUCCCACCUGAGACAAGCACAUUUGAUUUCCCCAUUUACCUCAGUCUGACAGGCGUGAUUGGUGGAAGAGGUAUAGAAUGUGUCCUCUGGGACAAGGACCUCAUGCGUAAAGAAUAUAUGGGCGAGUUGACGAUACCCGUCGAUAAAUGGUUCCCCGAAGGUGAAAUACACCUUUGGCGAGACAAUCUUCCUCUUCUCACACAGAAACUCUUGUCCACUCGUCGAAAGCACACCGUCACGGGAACGGUAUCAUUCCAGAUCGGAUUUAUCCCUCCUAAAGACGCUGUUGACUCUGAGGAUGCCCUCAAGAGGGUUAGAAGAGUAUAUGGCUCACUUGUCGAACAAGCCAGUGUGGGUAGAAACUCGAUUGGCGUUCUGGGUGUACCGGCGCAUAAGGGUAUAGGUACCGUUAAGAUGAGGCAGGAACCAAUCAAAUCUUCUUCACUCACUCGACCCACCUCGAUGGUCGCGUCUGCCGUUUCAGGCAUCGUGUUAUCCAUGAAAGGAGGUCAUAAGACUGUACCGGUGGCUGGUCAACCUACCUCCACUGAGAUGGACGAAAUUGAGAAUGAUGACGAUGACGAUGACGUCGAUUCACUCUCCGACGAUGGAAUGUCCAGUUCAUCCUCUUCAGACGAAUUUGAAGAUGCAUUAGACGAAGAAGAAGAGACCGAGACUCCUAUACCUAUGCCAGUUAAUGAAUCUCCAUCGAUGGUUGAGAAUGUGAUUGCUGGAGUUAGCGAACAGACUUCCGGAUUACCUGAAUCAAAGACAACCAACAAAACUCAGAAAAGACAAAGUAGUGGUAACAGUGGAUUAUUAGUACCUGGACCUAAAACCGGAUCAUUGUCCGGAGCCGGUACAGGAUCAGGUUCGCAAGGUGAUUAUUUCGCUUCUGCACCUAUGAUCAAAGGUGGUUCAGGCGAUUCAAACGUUAGUACGCCUGGGAUAGUCACACCUGGAGGAACCAAGAUGCGAAGACCAUUAUUCAAAAGAGGAAAAUCAAGAACUGAAUCUUCAAGUCAAAUCCCACAAGCAGUUCAAAAAAAGAAAUCGAAGAAGGGAUUCAAUUUCGAUGCAAAUCAAGGUAAAGAAGUUUUGGGUAUUGUAAUUCUGGAAAUUAAAGGUGCAGAAGAUUUACCAAAACUUAAGAAUGCUCUGAAAUUCUCUUUUGAUAUGGAUCCAUUCGUGGUCAUUUCAUUCGGAAAGAAAGUCUUUAGGACUAGAGUGAUUAGACAUUCUCUUAAUCCCACUUGGGACGAGAAGCUGCUUUUCCAUGUGAGAAGACAUGAAAGUACAUAUACCAUGCAAUUUGCUGUACUCGACUGGGAUAAGGUGUCUGGUAAUGACAUGGUCGGGACAUGCACUCUCCCACUCAGCGAACUCAUCGCCGAUGCUCCCAAACCCCAUCCUGAGACUGGUCUCUACGACAAGGAAGUUGAUGGGAAACAUGAGAUGAGGGAAUUUACACUCAACCUGUCAACCGAGAAAGAUAUGGCCUGGGAAGCUCGACAUUCUCCGAAACUUACCGUUCGAGCGAAAUAUGAACCCUAUGAUGCUCUCCGACAACGAUUCUGGCGACAGUACAUCACUCAAUACGAUGUCGAUGAUUCAGGUUGUAUGUCUUACACCGAGCUCACUGCGAUGCUUGAUUCGCUCGGCUCGACACUUACUAGACGUACCCUCGAAGGGUAUUUCUCAAGCUGUGGUAAAUCCGCUGAUAAAGAUGAAUUGACCAUAGAAGAGGUCAUCCAUUGUUUAGAGAAAGAGGUUACCAAGUCUCGAGCUGAGAAAGAGAAAGUAUCAGGAGACGAACUUGCCAUGAGCGGUACCAGUGGUUUGGGAGGUGCUACACCUGCAAUAUCCGCUCAGCCUGCUUCAGAAGGGCUGGAGAUGACCGGACCAGACGGCAACAUCGCUGCUUCAGCGGGAGUAGAUCCUGAUGAAUUGGCUGAACAUAUCGAACGAAGUCGGCCCAAGAACCAGGACGGUGCAGGAAAGGAUGGUGAUGACGUUGCUGGGAAUAUCCAACCUAUAUCGGAUAGGAGGGAAUCAAAUGUCCCUGCGGUCAAAGUUGAUAGAACAGCUACUUUAGAUGGAGAAACUAUACCUUUGAAUAGAGGUAUCAACAUCGGUGAAGAAACUGAUGGAGAAGUGACGACUCCCGGAUCGAGCUAUUCGGAGAAUGACGAUGAUAAUGAUAAUGAGACCCCCAUCGAUGAUAGAGAGAGAAUAAUCAAUAUCAAGACUUGUCCUCUAUGUCAUCGACCUAGAUUAGGUAAGAAGUCAGAACAAGAUAUCGUCACGCACCUUGCUGUGUGUGCCUCGGCAGAUUGGUCAAGAGUCGAUCGAAUAGUCACUGCCAAUUAUGUUACUUCAUCUCAGGCCCAAAGGAAAUUCUUAAGUAAGAUUGUGAAUAAGGUGGCUAUUGGAAGUUAUGCUUUAGGGGCCAACAGUGCGAACAUUCUGGUGCAGGAUAGGAGGACUGGGCAGUUGCAAGAGGAGAAGAUGGCUGUAUAUGUACGAUUGGGAAUUAGGGUGCUGUAUAAAGGUGCCAAAGGCCAAAUGCACAGUGUGCGGGCCCGUAAAUUACUCAAAUCGUUAUCCGUCAAACAAGGUCUCAAGUACGAUUCACCCUCAUCCGCAGUGGACAUACCAGGAUUUAUCGCAUUCCAUAACCUAGAUACCGAAGAGAUCUUAGAUCCAUUGGAUUCGUUCAAAAACUUCAAUGAGUUCUUCUAUCGAAAGUUGAAACCUGAGGCUAGACCUGUUGAUGAGCCCGAGAAUGAUGGACGAUUGGUAUCAUGUGCGGAUUGUAGGAUGAUGGCUUUUGAGACUGUUCAUGAAGCUACGCAAAUUUGGAUCAAGGGAAGGGAAUUUACGGUUGGGAGGUUACUAGGUCCGAAUUAUAAGGAUGUUGCGGGACGGUUUGAAGGUGGAGGAUUAGCUAUCUUCAGACUCGCUCCUCAAGACUAUCACCGAUUCCAUUCGCCUGUCAAAGGGAAGAUAGGCAAGAUGACGAUGAUUGACGGUGAAUAUUAUACGGUAAACCCUCAGGCAAUCAGGACCACUCUGGAUGUGUAUGGUGAGAACGUUAGGAAAAUCGUACCGAUUCAAAGUGAAGAGUUUGGUCUGGUUAUGACAGUCUGGGUCGGUGCGAUGAUGGUUGGAAGUAUCCUUACGACCGUGGAAGAAGGUCAGGAGGUCAAUCGAGCUGAUGAGUUGGGUUAUUUCGCUUUUGGCGGAUCAACCAUCGUAUGUCUAUUCGAAAAAGGAGCUAUGAAAUGGGAUGAAGAUCUCUUACAGAAUGGUAGAGCUAGUAUAGAAACCUUGGUCAGGAUGGGCAUGGGCAUUGGGAGAAGUACGAAGAAAUCUAAUGGCGGCAGUUUGAGUUCGAGCGUUAGCGGUGUUUCGACACCUGCUGAGAAGAUAUGA
Kwoniella botswanensis is the source of this 3933-nucleotide messenger RNA. RefSeq names its product phosphatidylserine decarboxylase. The record is from RefSeq and is a predicted model, not a curated record. Gene Ontology annotation, molecular function: phosphatidylserine decarboxylase activity; calcium ion binding. NCBI's taxonomy places the organism in Eukaryota, Fungi, Basidiomycota, Tremellomycetes, Tremellales, Cryptococcaceae. Gene Ontology annotation, biological process: phospholipid biosynthetic process. The coding region runs from base 1 to 3933 and encodes 1310 amino acids. The transcript has 13 exons.